Molecule: messenger RNA, 1800 nt
Organism: Leptinotarsa decemlineata (Colorado potato beetle)
Lineage: Eukaryota; Metazoa; Arthropoda; Insecta; Coleoptera; Chrysomelidae
Source: RefSeq, a predicted model, not a curated record
AUGCGCAAAUCCAGCACCGUCACCACUGGUGUACCUUCAUGUAGCGGCAAACUGUGUGUCAGUGCCUAUUCAUACUUUGAAAUGACCGGUUGUUCCCGUUUUAUAGCCAAAUUCGGUCUGAAAGACGGAUGCGCCUACUGGCGUACACUUUUUCCCAGUGAAAUUUUGAGAUUAUGUAAAGGCAAAGGCAUGGAAUACGAGCGUGAUCAAGCACGACUUAGAUAUUUGAUGGAUAUGGUACCAACAGAUGACGAAGGGGAAAGUCACGACUCUGACGAUGAUUCGGAGGGCGAAAUUGACAUGGUGGAGGAGAGGGACGGUGGAAGCGAAUCCGAACAAGAAAUAUCAGAUUGUGAAGAGGAAGAGGAAGAUGAUACUAUUGUUGCUAUUGCAGCCUCAUUUUUGGGAAAAGAUAAAAAAACAAUAUGGAUGAAACAUGUUCCACCUAAAAAUGUAAGAACUAGAAGUGAGAAUAUAGUAAAACGUCUUCCGAUAUCCAAAUUGCCUACACGUUGUUUGCAAACACCGAAAGAUAUCUUUCAAUUUUUCAUAGAUGAUGCUAUGAUAGCAAUUCUGGUCGAAAAUACCAACUUAUACAUUCAAUCCAUAUCAUCGAAGUAUGCUAGAUAUAGAGACGCUAGACCAACAGAUACUAUUGAAAUGCGAGCACUUUUAGGUCUACUGUUAUAUGCCGGAGUUAUGAAAUCAAGCCGUUUGAACGUUGGGGAAUUAUGGAAAUCAGAUGGCUCUAUUAUUGAGAUAUUAAGAUUGGGAAUGUCAAUAAAACGAUUUCUUUUCUUACUGCGCUGCCUGAGGUUUGAUAAUAAGGAUACCAGAGAAGAAAGAACAGCUAUCGAUAAAUUAGCACCUAUCCGUAAUUUUUUCGAUUUGUUCGUUACUAAGUGUAAGGAUGGAUACAGUUUAUCUGAAUAUGUCACAAUUGAUGAGAAAUUAGAAGGUUUCCGAGGUAAAUGUAAUUUCAGGCAAUACAUUCCUACCAAACCUAACCGCUACGGAAUAAAAAUUUUUGCUCUCUCAGAUGCUAAAACCUUUUACACUGGCAAUUUGGAAGUUUACGUUGGACAACAGCCGGCCGGGCCAUACGCAGUUAGCAACAGCCCAGGUGAUGUGGUAAUGAGACUUUGUGACGAAAUAAAAGGGUCCGGAAGAAAUGUCACAAUGGAUAACUGGUUCACGAGUGUACCCCUUGUUGACACUUUGCUGAAAAAUUUCAAACUCACAGUAAUAGGAACAAUGCGGAAAAAUAAAGGAGAGCUCCCUCUUGAAUUUUCUAAGCCAACUCAUCCAGUCGGAGCAAGCAUGUUUGGAUUCACGAGAAAUAGCAUCGUGUGCUUUAUCCCCAAAAAAAAGAAAAAUGUUUUACUAAUUUCUUCGCUACAUCACGAUGACAACAUAGAUAUACAAUCUGGAAAACCAGAAAUUAUACUGGAUUACAACGCAACAAAAGGCGGCGUGGACACUGUUGAUAGACUAUGCGCAAAUUAUAAUGUUGCUCGCAACACUAGGAGAUGGCCCAUGGUUGUAUUUUAUUCUGUUCUCAACGUGACUGGAAUAAAUUCAUUCGUAGUUUACUGCUCUAAUUCUCCCAAUCCAAAUCUCAAAAGACGUAAGUUUUUGCAACGUCUGGCUAUGGACCUAAUACGUCCGCACUUAGUUGUUAGAGCGACAAUUCUCAAUAUUCCAAGAACCUUGAGGGUUUCUGGAACAAAUACUGCCCCGGGAAAUACUGUCACCCCACCAGAAGGUCAAAUAGGAAGGUGUAGGAUGCUGAUGCACUGA